Hydractinia symbiolongicarpus is the source of this 2672-nucleotide messenger RNA. Its product is annotated as C5a anaphylatoxin chemotactic receptor 1-like. Gene Ontology annotation, molecular function: G protein-coupled receptor activity. Bases 98 to 1555 code for a protein of 485 amino acids. Gene Ontology annotation, biological process: G protein-coupled receptor signaling pathway. Gene Ontology annotation, cellular component: membrane. The transcript has 2 exons. The record is from RefSeq and is a predicted model, not a curated record. NCBI's taxonomy places the organism in Eukaryota, Metazoa, Cnidaria, Hydrozoa, Anthoathecata, Hydractiniidae.
CCCUAUUUGUCAUUUGACAACGAUGUUUCUGUUCGGUAAUUAGCAAGCUUUAACUACACAGUGUCUUUUCACAAAUUUUUAAUUGCCAGCGUUUAUAAUGAUAAUUGUUUUAUUUUUAAAAAAAACAACAUUCAAGUUAAGUGUUCAACGAAGACAUUUCAACAAGUUAAACAUGUUUUACAUCAUAAUACUGUUCCUUACCCUAACAUCUGAGGUAUUUUGCCAAGGUGAUCACAUGUUUAACGAAACGGAAAUGAGACAAAUACAAUGCGUUGUACCAGCAGGCGAUUUGUUUAAUCAAUCAUUCUCUCAAAAUGAAUCAAUAGCUUCAGGAAAUUUUUCACAUCAUUAUCCAAAUAACGACUCACUAGCAUUCGAAAACCCACCAAAUGGUACAGAAACCAUCGAUAUUCCAUUUGGUGUUACCUUAAACUUUUAUUGCACGAAAUGUAACUAUACAAAAGAGGAGUGCAAUUGUCAGUUUCUAUAUGUAAUUUGCAACAUUGCUGGAAUAAAUGCAAAGGUGCCGACAGAAUUUACAUGUAAAAAAGACGAAAUUCGGCUCACUAAAGCCAUUUCUAAUGUUGUUUUUGGUGUGUUGGGUGUGCUGGGCAAUCUUUUGGUUAUCUACGUCACUUACAUCUAUCGCGAGUCAUCAACACGAUGUCAAUUUCUUAUUGCUGGAUUAGCUGUCGUAGAUUUUAUAUUCGCUAUUGCCCAAAUCAUUCUUAAUGUACCUGAGUUGUGGACAUGCCAUUGGUUAUAUGGACGCGCCAUGUGCACGCUACUGCGUUCAUCCACUGAUUUAAGUUUUAUGAUUGCCCUUGGCUUUAUUCUUUUAAUAGGCUUUGAGAGAUUUGUUGGAAUUCUCUUUCCCUUAAGUAAUUUUUUGACCAAACGACUUAUUUUGAUACUGUCAACUGUCAAUGUAGUCCUUGGCAUUGCAGUCGUGUUACCAAACACUAUCCACACGACUACACAAGUCGACAUAAAUGGAAACGUUUCUUGUAAGGAAGACUUUGGAAAAGAAGCAUCAAAAAUCUAUACAAUAUUUAUAUUUGUAUUUUACUUUCUCAUACCGAUCAUUUUCGCUUCAGUAAUAUAUUUUAUGAUUAUCCACAAGUUAUACACAUCAUAUGCGUCGACAUUAACGUUUUUAACUGCAGAACAAAGGGAACGGAGAGUAAAGGACAACAAACGAAUUGUGAAAAUAUUAGUAAGUAUUUUAGUGGCGUUCGUGGUUCUUGUUUUACCUAACAGAAUAGCGUGGAUAGUAUUCGAUUUCACCGAAACAUCUGAUAAAGAGCAUUCAAUUUGGAGUGUUGUUGGAUUCAUACCAUACUCUAUUCACGUAGCAAUUAAUCCAAUUUUAUAUUCUUUAAUCGAUGCUAGAUUUCAAAAGAAGUUGCUAAAUUUAUUCUCUACAAGGCCGAGGAGAAGUUCCAGCUCGUAUGACUUGAGCACUUCAAGUUCGCAGAUAACUACUUUAGAUAAAGGUAAAUACCGACAGAGUAAUAAAAACUCAGUGAAAAUGAAGCAAUAUGUGACGCACUAAAGAUGUUUUGUAUUUUGUUGAUAAAAAACUAAUGUUGCAUCAAGACAAACAUUGGCAUUUUUUAUAAAUAUCGACAGAAAUGCCCCCCAAAAAAGAACAACGAGCCUCUACUAUAAUGAGAUAUUAAAUUUUUAAAGCAUAUGUAAUAUUUCUGCUACUUGUAAAAUUUAUAAUCCGACAAGUAUUUCUUUUAAUUUUACAAGCAUUUUUUAGUUGAAUUAGCUCUGUCUUUACCUGUUGGUUUUUUUCUUUUGCAUGUUAAUUUUGUAAAUUUUGUAAAAAACUAGUCGGUGGCCCUUGGAAAAAUCCACGGGUUCGCCCGUCCUUUAUUUAGCGCAUUUUGUGUGUCUCGCUUCUGCGGUUACCAUUUCGAGUGGCAGACAGACGUAUACAGGUAUUUUAAUAUAGAUAUUUUAUUGACGAUGUGAGAGGUUUUUACUGAUAAUUUGCUGUAUAUAUGUGGUUAUAAAGGUUUUUUUGAGAUAUUAAAAAUAUUAACAAAAUCCGCAAUAAAUAUUAUUUCUUUCUAUUUAAUCGUUAACAAUUUGUAAAUCAUACAGCCAGAGGAUGGCUUCAUCUCAUUAUCUUAUUCUGGUUAUACGAUAUUCCAGUUAAUAGACAAACAGAAUUUGUUACCAUGGCAUUAUAUUUUUUGCAUUAUCAUAUUUUAUUCCAAAUGACGUAUGAUGUAUAAAAAUUUGUGUAUGCACAAACUUUCAUAAACUCCUUAUUUGUAAUCUUUUUUAACGGAAUAUAAGCGAUGCAUGAUCCAUUUUUGUGAACGUCGAAUCCGAACUUCGCGAUUCAGUGGGGACUCAAGUUUUCAAAAUCUUCUGAAAAAAGCCCUAAAUUAAAAAUCUCUAAUCAUUUCGAAAAGAAACCGAAAACUGAUAAUAUACCUAUCAGCAUUCACUAUACCACUACCAAUAAUAAAAAAUAACAAGAAAACCGUUCGGUUUGAUCACACAUUCGUAUUGUACACAUACUUUAUACUUAAAUAUUGUAUUGAUUAUGUUUAUAUAUCUUGUAUCUAUGGCAACGUUCUUGUUUAUACAGACCUGUUGUAUAAUUUUUAUUUCACUUAAAAAUGGUGCAUGACACCCGAAACGUCGUAAAA